UACAUAAUACAGAAUUUUGGGAAAUAUUUCUGGAAAAUGUUUUGCAUUUUAUUGUUUGGAAAAUUUAAUUAUUUUUGGAGUGAAUAAGUAGCUCUCAGGGUUCACUGAAAGUUUCCACAAAAUCCUUGUUUGUUAAUUUUGGGAUACAUACCUAAAUAAAAUAAAUCUACUAAGUUUGGGAUUAGUAUUGUUGUUCGGAAAACUUAUGAAAUAAAAUAAUAUUUGAAUUUGGCGCGCACUCAAAGUGGUGAAUUUGAGUGGUGAAAAUAGAGAAUGUGGGGAAAAAGGAAUGAUUUGGCGGCGAAAAUGACAGAUCGGUUUUAGAAGGCAAAAAAAAGCUUUAAAAAUAUUUUUCAACAAUAUAUUAAAUUAAAACAUUACUUAAAGUUUUCUAAAAAUAUAAGAUAAAGUCUUGAAACUUUCUGAUAAGGUUAAAAAAAAUCAGAGAAAGGGAAAAAAUUAUUUGUCUUAUAAAAUCUCCUCUAAUUUCACUUUUCGCUAAACGAUUUUGAUAAAUUAAAAAGAAAAGAUAUAAAAAAACUUUUUGUUUUGUUUUGCCGGAAAAUUUUCUAGCGUUUCGAUCUAGAUAGAACCUUCUUCAAAACCUCUCUAAAUUUGUCCAAAGGCCAUAGUUUUAGAAGAAAAUCCCUUUUUUUUCAAUCGAAACAUCAGCAAAUUGUGAUUAUAAAAGGACAGGAAGAAAGACAAAAUUGUGUCUUUUUUUUGUUAAUUUUAUUUUUUGAAUAAAAUCUUUAUCCAAAAAAAUAUAUCAAACAUACAAGAAUAAAAAAAUUCUUUAUUUAAAAAUUUUUUAAAGCGAAUAAUUUUUAUUUUAAAAAACUGUUUGAUUUUAAAUUAAAAAAAUCAAAAUUGAAAGCUCCCUAAAAGGAAUUUUAAAGCUUUACGAUUUUUUUCUUAUAACAAAAUUGAGCAAAAAAAAGUUGUUGAAACUUUCAGUGCAACUAAAAUUCAAAAGAAAAUCAAAAAUUUCCCACAAAACUGUGAAAAAAGUGAUUGUUUAUUUUGUUUUUAAUGUUGGUUUUCUUUUCUGGAAAUAAACUUUUUUUUUAUUAUUUGUUUCACAUUUCAUUUUUGUGAUUAUUCAUUCAUCAUCAAGCUUAAAUAUCGUAAAAGAAAUUUUAUUAUACAAUUUAACAUAAUUAAACAGAAUAAUUAAAAGAAGAAUCACUUUUACACCUCUUUUCUGAAUCCUCCACUGAUACUCCUCUUUUAUAAUUUAUUUUUUUUUAUAAAUAUUCCUCAAAUUAUUUUUUCUUAAAAAUAUAUUUUUUUAAAUGUUUAUUUCUUGUAAAAAUAACAAAUUGAAUUGAAUUGUAUUGAGAAUAGCGUUUUCGUUCAUUGACGGAAAUUGAAAAGUGCCACAAACAGUCGAAUAUACGUAUUCCGCUGUUUGACAAAGAGACUGCGGAUUUUUGCUUUGAGAAAUCCCGAGAAAUCCUCACGAAGCCCUUUAAUCUGCCAACAACACCCCUUGGGGGGAAGCCAGAUGUUGGAGAUGCGGCUGUUGAGAAGAAGACACGUGAUUUAAUUGGGGAGAAUCUCAUUGAUAUUGAGAAUACGCUGAAAGCGCUCAAUUUGGACUUUAUGCAAACGUACAAUGAGCUUGAGAAGGCAGAUUCGGCGGAAACUCUCUUUGGGGAUGCAAAUUAUGCAGCUGAGAGGAAUCCGAAGAUACGGAAUUCAGCUAUGAAGCUGUCAAAGUUGUAUGGGUUGGGGAAUUAUGAAAGGAUGGGGGUGGAGAAGGUGCGGGGACGUUCACAGACGCCUGAGGCGUUGCCGUAUAGCCCGAAAGGGGAGCAGCAGUAUAGUGGGUCAAGGAGAAGUAGUGCGAGUCCACAGGAGAAAUCCUUUAGUCCGCGUGAUAUUAAGUUUGCAAUGCAUGGGUAUGUUAAUUUGAAUCAUGACAAUUCCACCGGAUACGCACCCGGAAGUGGGAAGAGCGCAAUGUCAGCCUCACCGCCGGUUCGUACAACAAACUAUUCAAGCAAUAACUCCAUCCACACCCUUAUGCAAAUGUAUACGGCAAAUCAGGCACAUCAGGUGAUGCAGCAGCAGAGGAUGCUGCAUCAUAGCAUGGAUGAUGGGGGUAGUAGCUUCCCGCACAGGAAGCGUUCAAUGUCAUUUACGGAGAAUUACGAUUUAAAGUCACCGGUUUCACUGUGUGGGGGUGGUGGUGGGAUGAUGCAGCAAUCCCUUGGUCCGGGUGGGGCUGCGAGGAAUUUUGCACGUGACCAAAAAGCCGCAGUACGUCCGAAUGUUAUGAAAUCCAAAAGCGCCAAAGCACGAACAUUGCGACGACUAAGCUACAAUCCCAUUGUGUUGGAUAGUAGCUCAACGUCGAGCAGUGAGAGUGAAUUUGAUCGGUCAAUUGCUCAUUCCGAAUGUGAUAUUCGCACCAAGAUGCUCACAUCGCGACGACGGAAGCAGUAUUUAAAUCGCAAAGCUGCCGGAGAUUCGGCAAAUCCCGAUAAGCUGUAUGGCUCAAAUACGAGUAUUAAGAGUGCUCCGCAGUAUAACUACACAAAUGGUCGGGAUGGGAAUCAAUCGCAUCGCACGCAAGCGGGACGAUUUGAUGCAAAUGAGAGAUUCUUAGACUAUGGGGAGGAUUUCACCAUUGAGCAGGAGAUCUAUGACUACAGCAAUGGGGGGUAUCAGAAGUUCAUUCAACCACCGCGGAAGUACAUUGGGGGGUCUGAAAGUACAGCCGGGAGCUUUCUCUAUCCACCUGAAUUUGAUGUGUCCAAACUCACGGGGAAGAGUCCCACGACCCAGGGGUUCUUUGCACAAAACAAUGGGGCUACAGGGGGUGCAACGGCAUCACGACAACCCUUUCAUUGGCCUGAGAAAAUUCACGCAUCAACCGUAAAGCGGAAUGAUCUCCUCUGGCGACAGCGACAGGAGAGAAAUCAAAAUUUACGACACAGCGAAAUGGCAUCCUUUGGUGCCCUAGGGCAGAGUUUCUCAAGCGACAGCUCAACAUCCACUGAAACGGAUUCAGUGGAUUUUCAGCACGCUACAGGAGAGUUUCCGCCGCGAAUGCCACCAAGUCCAGCACCAUAGGUUGGGCUAAUUUAACAAAGAAAUAUCAUUUUGUGUCUCUAGCUGGGUUUCGUUGUACAUGUGAUUUUGUGGCGUGUUGCUACUUCGAGCACUUUUCUUCUAGCAUUAAGCUUCUCUUACAUUUAAAAAAAAAAAAGAAAAAUAUGAGAUACGUAAUGGAAAUUAUCAAGGAAAAAUUAUCUUCAAUAACUUUAUUGAAUUGUAAUAAAAAAAACGAAUCGCCUUUAUUCAGCCACAAAAGAUAAGAAAAAGUCUUUUGAAAAAAUAUUGUUGGGUGUAGUGAAACAUAUAUACUCAAUUCAAAGUUACUUUGCACUUAAGCUCUGCCUGAAUGAAACGUGUGAAACUUAAUUGAGAGUUGUUCGCAUAAACCAAUCAAAUUGCAGUAAAAUCACUCGUUAAAAUCUCAAUGAAUAAGAAGAAGAAUUAGGAGUUUACCUGAUUGGUUAAUUUUUAAUUGACACACUUUCUCUAGCUGGAGGAGCAUCAGUGCAAAGUUAAUUUGAAGAGAAUUAUAAUUAAAUCAUUAUGAUCUAUCAUCUCAAUUUGAAGAGUUAACAUGUUUGGAAUAGGAAAAGCAUUAAAAUCUAAAAAUUUCAAAAUUGCAUUUUAGGAUAGAAUCGGAUGAAAAAAAGAAAGAUUUUAAUAAUUAAGGCUAUGGGAAAGCGGAUGUGUGGUGUUGGUUUGUAAAGUUUCUGCUUUCAAAAAAAAAAUUAUUCUGUUAAUUUUUUUACAAUUUUCUGAGCAAAAGAAAAUGUAAUUUGAUUUUUUUUUCAAUUAUUGUGAUCGCACAAUUUGAGCUUUUUUGCCUUUUACAUUUUUCUCUUUAUUUUUUUUUUUUUUUGCAUUAAAGCACUUAAAGAAUCAACUUCAAGGAUAUACUUAAACUCACCUACCUCUUAUAAAAAAAAGAAAAUGUAACUACAUAAAAGGAUUUAUCGGAUAAAAACGAAAACACUAAAAGCUUUUAAUCUUCCCCCACUUUAAGCGAUAACUGAAACACUUUUUCAACUCUCAAAACACCAGAGGAUUCUGAAAUGAGAGUGAGAAAAAAAAGAGGAGAAAAUAAUUUGAUUCUUAUGCAAUACUACAGGCUUUUCUCUCCUAAUCAACUAUACAUACAAUCUAUAUUGUUAUCUUAAUCACAAAUUAAUCCUGUCUAAUAGUGAGCACAAAAUACGCAUUUAAUCCAAAUCACAAAAUCUUCUUAGAAGAUUUUCUUUUUCUAUUUGUAGAAUGAAUGAAGAAAACUAAUUGACUAACAAAACAAACUAUUUCUGCUUGUAUCAAGUAUAUUGAUGAAUGAAUGCACAGAAGAUUGGUUUGGGGGUGUCGGAGCGGCGGCUAAAGGGUGUGUGUAUAACACAACCAAUCUCCAUGAUAUUUGAUACACACGUGAAUGCUUGUUAGGUUGCUCCAUCAAAAUAAAUUUCUCUCUUUAUUGCCUAAACCCUUUUUCCACAGUCAGUGGGGAAAUAAAUUCUUGGGAAUUGCAUAAAAUAUGGGUAAAAUAUAUUGAUCUCUAAUAUAAUAAAAUGUUUGGUCACACCCGUGAAUAGCACAGAGGUGUUCAAUAAAAUAGCAGUUUUACAGAGAUGGGAAGAAAAUCUUUUUUUUUUACUAUAAAAUUGAUAAAAAGCGCUCUCAUCUUCCUUAUUUUCCAGCACGCAGAAUUCUAAACAAAAAUUUGUUGGUUUUUACGAAUUUUCCUGGGUAAGAUUUUCUUCUGAAAAUACAUUAAAACAAGAAGAAAAUCAAAAUUUAAAUGGAUUACUAAGAAUGAAGAAUUUUUACUAAAUAAGUGAUUUUUAGGAUGAAUUUUUCAUGCUCUUUUUAACAUAAAUAAAUUAAAAUAAAUUUUCAUUUAACCGUUCGAUUUUAUAUCCUCGGGAUCACUUCUUUCAAUUGGUCAAAAUGUCCAACAACGUCCUCCACAUAAAUAUAAACAUUCAACCCUCUGCGUGAUGUUUUUGUUACAGUGUUUGUAUAUUAGAAUAUUAUUAGUUAUUAUUAGAAUUAUUCCACAUGAAGAUAGAAAACAAAAAUUGAGAAUUCGGUUUUUUCCCAAAAAUUUUUUAUUUGAGCCAAAGAAACCUCCAAAAUUAAAAGUUACUUUUGACAAUCUAUCCGAGCGCCUUUAUAGAAGUCUUCAAUUUGUUUUUCUUCUUCGUAUUGUUUCAAUAUCUUGUCAAUUUUAUUGUCUAAAGGAACCGAUGCGGAGGCCAUUCACGUGGAAAUUCGUAGAAAAACCCUGGGAAAUGGAGAAAAUUCAGAGAGGUUAAACGUGUGUUUUUGAGAGGAAAGAACACAACACGUUCCAAACUUCCACUACGUUGUUAGUUCUGUGGCUUUGACAAUUCAUGUUCCACAUAUUCAUCGGCAUUUUCGUAUUCUCCAGUCAUUGUUCCGAUAUAUAUUUUGAGAAUUUUUUGUAUGUUUUCGUUUUCGUGUUGUGAAAUUGUCACUUUAAUGUGAACCCAGGCCUCAGUAAUAGGUUCUAGUGGGAUAUAAGGCAACACCAUUAUCAUUUAUUAAGGCGAGUCGAUGUGGUCAAUCCGCGCCUCUGUGAUCGAAAUCGGCUUGAUGAAUUAAUAAAUUACGAAUUAACAAAAUUACGAAAUGUUUUGAAACACUAAAAAAUGCGUCAUGUUUUUAUUGACAUAAAAUUGAAGAGAGAGAAGAGUGUUGGUUUUUCCGCUAGGCGGCGCGGCUAGUACUAAAUACAGUCGGUUGUCGCAGUAACACUGCGAAAUUAUCCCUAACCUAGUUACUUUGAGCAGGUACUCAAAUGACACUUCCCCAAAUGGUACGACACCAUCUUAUUGUAACCCUUCUAUCUGUAUGAAUUUCUUAAUAACCUUAAUAACUUUACUUAAUAGAGUUAAUAGUUCCCGAUAAUUCCUAAAUCGUUAAUCUGCUAUUUUUCUGAAUAUCUCUGUGCAAGAAAACAGAUAAGAAAUUAUAAGAAAAUAUAUUUAUUUAGCAAAGUUGUAAAGCAACCUGACAAUAUAAAUUCAUCCAGUAAAGCACCAUAAGUGACUAUCCAAGUGAAUAAAAAAGGCAUUCAAUAGUAUUAGAUAACCUACAAAUAAAAUAAUAAUAAAAAAUCAUUAACCCACCAUGAUAAAUGAAAAUAUUGUAUACAUAAAUAGUAUUUUUUCAUCAGAAACCAUUUUGAAAAAAAAGAGAAAUGAUGAGAAAAAGAAUUUAAUUGAGGCUAAAGUUUUUUCAUCAAUCCAGAUAUUUUGUGAAUGUAAAGAGAAAAAAAAUAUCAUUUAAAAAUAAAAGAAUUUGUGAUGCUAUUUUUAUGCACACAUGAGUAAAAUGCGAGCUAUAUAAGGAGAAGAAUAUAAAAUAAAAUUAUCAUUGGGGUAGGAAUUUUUCCAUAUUUAUGGAAGGGGUGAGCUUUUUUGCUGAGCACUGAUAAGACGAUGAUAUUUAUGUAUGAAGGUGAUUUGAAAAGAAAAAAAAUGUACAUAAAAUCACAUGAUACCAUUAAAAACAUAUUAAACAUAAUCAAGGGCAAAAAAAUGGGAAUAUUCUCAACUUGGGAGUUUUGGGGGAGGGCAGUGAACUGUUGUGCAAUGCAGGGGGUUGGAUGCUUUUUUACGGGGGCGGAAUGGGGAGGAUUUGUUGGCGCUCUAACAGUUUGUCUUUCACGUUCAUCUAAAAUUUAUUCUUUUUCUUCCUUUUCUCGCUUGAUUUAUUACCACCUACACACAACUACUUUACUACUUUGGUAUUAUAUAGUAAAUAGCAGAAAUCCUUUUUCCAUCCAAACAACUAACAGUCUCUAUAAAUGAAUUUAUGCGCUCUUCCAUGAAGAUUUAUACGUUUUAGUUUUUUUUUUAAUUUUUCAAUUUUUAAUCUCUUUAGGAGAGAUAAUAACUCUGAAUUGA
Lutzomyia longipalpis is the source of this 6980-nucleotide messenger RNA. RefSeq lists its product as uncharacterized. The record is from RefSeq and is a predicted model, not a curated record. The transcript has a single exon. NCBI's taxonomy places the organism in Eukaryota, Metazoa, Arthropoda, Insecta, Diptera, Psychodidae. The coding region runs from base 1606 to 3081 and encodes 491 amino acids.